CGCCAAACACGAGUAAAGGACAUCACGGUGCCAUGAAUGUCUCCAUGCGAGAUUCUAUGACCCUUUAUUAGUGAGAUCUACAUUGUCUACGGAGCGGCCAUUGUCCUUAAAUCAGGAUCUCUUGAAAAUGAGCUCGUCAAGCAGCCAACACAAGUUUCGAUGUCUGGACUUGCGCGAUGCAUCCGGCGCAACUGGGUUUGAUGCAGAGGUUUGUCGGAAACAAAAUGGAGUUCUUGUGGAAUCAGAGGAACAUGGUUCUCCGUCAGACGAUUCAGCAUUAUCAUCCAAAAGGGACGAUUCAUUUUCUUCGCUAUAUGAUCUCAGCGUUCCGUCGUCACUUGGCGCAGAUACUCAAGACAGCGUAUCAAGCAUGUAUCGAGAUGCUACUCCGAUUGAUACGCCAGAGCUGCCUCAAGAGCCUUCAUUCCCCGGUGACCCUAGGUUCCAACUCUAUCAAAAUUCCGCCCAGCACUAUAGGAUUUCAUCUUAUGAUGCAGAUAUGGAUCUGUCACUCACCAUGUCAAUCCCCAAAAGGGUCAAUUAUUCAUAUCCAAAUACACCGGAAACAAUUAACGGGCUCGUUCCAUUUACAUCAUUAAGUGAGACAGAUACUAAGCUCAGUGAGUCUGGGAAUCGGGAUCCAUCUCUCCCCGAUUUGAGCUCGACGAGUGUCAAGGAGCAGGUGGCGUAUGUUUCCACGUCGCCCAGGAACUUGAGCCCAAUAUGGGAUCCUGAUGUGGCCGAUAAGGCAAUUGAGGGGUCAUACUCCAAACAGCAAAAUACUACUAAACAAAGAAGUCCUUCAAUAGAACUUUCCAAAACUAUCGGAAAUCAUAUCGACCCUUCAAUGCCGAGUCCCUUGCCAAGUACAUUCAACAACUCAUAUCCAUCAAGUCUAGGCAACUCAAGUAACGUAACCGAAUAUGACUCAACGAACUCAAGCGACUUUGAAGAAGAAAUCAAUGGGAUGGACCACGGCAUUCUCCAAUCCCUUACACCAUUGAACAAGACUUAGACGUCUUGGCCUUGGAUCAAGCCAUAUUAGACCUGAUAUCAAGGACUUUUAAAUGAUGACGCUGAUGAAGGAAAGGAAUGACUUGUAUUAAAAGUGGAUGAUACUAUGUAAAAUGGGUGUAUGCGACCAUAAAUGGUACUUAUACUAAGAAUAUGAUCACAUGAUCAGGGUCAAGGUCACCUGAUACACCAGCACCAGUUCACCAUCCAUACUAAAAGAGUUGUUAUCUAUCUUCUAUAGGCAACUCAAUCUAUCGGGAGGUCGGCCAAGCGAAGCCGCUUCCGGAAAUACGACAUCAUGCCCUCAAAGUCGCAUAGCAACCCAAAAGCAGUGCGACUCUCCUAGUAAGGACUCAGUCAGUUUAUCACGGGGUAAAAGAAGGCGCAAAGACAGUGGCCAGCAUCAAUCAGGGGAUGAGGGAGACGAAGACAGAUACCCACACAAGAGGCUUCACUUAGACCGUCCUGUU
This is a messenger RNA of Daldinia decipiens, 1484 nucleotides long. RefSeq lists its product as uncharacterized. NCBI's taxonomy places the organism in Eukaryota, Fungi, Ascomycota, Sordariomycetes, Xylariales, Hypoxylaceae. The transcript is spliced from 2 exons. The record is from RefSeq and is a predicted model, not a curated record. The coding region runs from base 128 to 1015 and encodes 295 amino acids.